Molecule: messenger RNA, 1992 nt
Organism: Rubroshorea leprosula
Lineage: Eukaryota; Viridiplantae; Streptophyta; Magnoliopsida; Malvales; Dipterocarpaceae
Source: the annotation of a GenBank genome assembly
AAAACCCGUGAAAAACCCAAUAUUUUAACGAGUCGUCACGGCACCGUUAAAAAAUGCACUACGUGGCACCCAUAAAUUGACGUGGCACAUGUGGCGUUUUCUUAUUCAUUAGUAAUGAGGGACCCAAGUGGAGGUAUUGUAUGGUUCAAUUAUGGUGGGCGUUUUGUACAGGGACCACCAUUUAGAUAUGUAGGGGGUGUACGAGAGGAUGUUCCAUGUGAUACGAAUAGGUUGAAUUCAUUUAUGAUUAUUGACUAUGUUGUUAGACAAGGUUAUGAUCGAGUUUCAAUUAAAGACAUUUACUAUAUGCAACCUUGUAUGGAUAUACCAGAAGGAUUAGUUUCUUGUAAUUCAGACAGUGCAAUUAGGGAGAUGAAUGAUAUAAUUUCAUAUGCUGGCAAUGUGGAGUUGUAUGUAGACCAUGACAUCAAUAUACUUGAGAUUGUUGAGGGUACACUAUUGCUCACAGGGGAUGUUUCCAAAGAUGAGGGUGACAAUAGUGGUGGUGAUGUUUCUGUGCAUGGGGAUGAGGGUAAUUUAGGAAGUGAAAAAAGUAAUGAUGUCGAUAGUGGUAGUGAUGAUGUGUCAGUUAUUGACUGGGAGACAAGUUCAGAUGAUAGUGCAUGGUCAUUGGGGAGUGACAAAACUGAUGAUGAGCAAGUUAGUAUUGCUAAGUUGGCUCAGGAGGUUAGGAAGAAAAGGAGAAAUGCCACAAGAAGUAGUAGAAAGAAGUCUAAGGCAACUGUGCAAACUGUAACUAGGAAUGAGCAAGAAGAUGAUCAUGUUGAAGAACCUGUAGUAACUCAAGAGCAACCAUUUGUCCAGCAACAACAACAACCUAUAGUCACAGCUGAUCAAGCUACUGUCCAAGAAGCUACUGUGACAGAUGCUGCUGGUAUAGAAGAAACUGCAACAUGCAGUAGAGGUAGAAAAAGGAAAUCUGCUACUCAGCAUAAAGUCAGACGAGGUGGUGGGGAUAGGGUGAGAAGAGAAAGUGAUGAUCUUGGUGCUUGGGAAUUUCAUUGGAAUUCAGAUGAUGAGGAUGACAUCCUUGUGCAACCAGAUCAUGUUGUUAGCAGAAAUGUCUGUCAAACCUACUAUAACCCAAAAUGGAAGGUCCCAUAUUUUGAUAUUGGGAUGAGGUUCAAAGAUGCACAACAAUUCGGAAGGGCAGUUUGUAAAUACUCCAUACAAAAGCAAGCUCAACUACGAAAGGUCAGAAAUGAACGUACUAGGGUGAGGUUUAGAUGCCAAACAGGGUGCAAAGGGGAGUUGUUUGCAUCUUAUGACAGCAGAUAUGAGUGUUUUAUGGUGAAGACAUACUAUGGGGAGCAUAGAUGCUUCAAAUCUUAUGACAAUGAGCUUGUAACUUACAAGGUUGUAGCAGAUCUUUUUAAAGGAAUGAUUUAUGAAGCACCAUUUACAAAGCCAGGCGAGAUUGUUAAGUGGUGCAAGACUGAAAUUAAAGUGAACAUCACACUUGACAAGGCAGAAAAGGCAAAGAAGCAUGUUAUGACACAACUAGAGGGUAGCUAUGUUGAUGAAUACAAAUACUUGAAGAGCUACGCCAAAAUAUUGAGGAAUAGCCAUCCAGAGAAUACUGUUGUUGUCACUGCCAUUGAAACAAGUUCUAAUGAUACUAGAACUUUCCAUAAAAUGUAUGUCUGUCUGCAUUCCCUAAAGCAAGGUUGGAAGGAUGGGUGCAGAAGGUUCUUUGGUGUUGAUGGCUGUUUCUUGAAGGGAAUAUGUAAGGGAAUUCUGCUAUCUGCAGUUGGGAAGGAUGGGAACAACCAGAUGUUUCCAAUUGCCUGGGCAGUAGUGGAGUCUAAAUGUCUUGAGUCAUGGCAGUGGUUCUUUGAACUACUAAAAACUGAUUUAGAUCUUGGCACUGGUGCAGGCGUAAUAGUUAUGUCAGAUGAACACCAGGCUAUUGUUGACGACUACUUAAAAAGGGAUUAAGUGUGAAAUAUAUAAGAAAAAGGGGAGUCGCCA